Molecule: messenger RNA, 1209 nt
Organism: Blastocystis hominis
Lineage: Eukaryota; Bigyra; Opalinata; Blastocystidae
Exons: 2
Coding region: 250-1209 (319 amino acids)
Cellular component (GO): cytoplasm
Molecular function (GO): ATP hydrolysis activity; GTP binding; ATP binding
Source: RefSeq, a predicted model, not a curated record
GAAUGUACCGCCCUGUUGGAAUUGUGGGAUUGCCCAAUGUCGGAAAAUCGACACUCUUCAACGCUUUAACAAAAUCAGAGUUGGCAGCCAUGGCAAAUUAUCCGUUUUGCACAAUCGAUCCCAAUAAAGCCAAUAUCCUUGCUAAACGCGUCCACAGCUCAUCCUUAACUCCCAAUUGUUUCUAUUCCAGACGCGAAAUUGGACAAAUUAGCUUCCAUCUGUCAGUCGGAAAGAACUGUGUACGAUGAGAUGCAGUUCAUCGAUGUAGCAGGGUUAAUCAAGGGUGCUCAUAAAGGAGAGGGGUUAGGAAACCAGUUUCUCUCUACAAUUCGUCAAGUUAGUGUGAUUCUCCAUGUGGUGCGGUGUUUUGAGAAUCCUGAUAUCAUUCACGUAAAUAACCACAUUGACCCUAUCAAUGAUAUUGAAACGAUCCGAAUGGAACUUCAGCUGGCCGAUUUGUCGCAACUGGAGAAGCAGAAAGAAAAGCUGACUUCCAAAAGUCGCAGCUCCAACGCCCCGCAACUCCGAGCCACGCUGGACAUCGUGAAUCGGUGCAUUGAGCAACUCAACCAAGACAAAAGCCCUGCAUCGAUUGAAUGGGAGAAGGAAGAACUCCCAAUCUUCCACUCGUUGCAGCUACUCACAGCCAUCCCUCCCUUGUACAUUUUGAACACAGAUAGCGAUUCGGCAGCGAAGGGAAAUAAAUACACAGAGGAAGUCAAGAAAUACAUAGGAGAGCAAAACUGCCUCGUGUUGUCUGCCCAGUUAGAACAGGAGAGCAUUUUGUUUGGCGACAGUGCUUCCCAACUGGAGUAUUUGGAGCAGUUCGGAAUCCACGAGAGCGCGCUGAAUAACGUCGUUUCAGCGUGCAGCAAGCUGCUCGGUCUCUGCACGUUCUACACGGUGGGCAAAAAUGAGGCUCGUGCAUGGCACACGGAGAAAGGCUCCACAGUGCAGGAAGCAGGUGGACGAAUCCACUCCGAUUUCGUUUCCAAGUUCAUCAAAGCAGAAGUAAUGCACUAUAAUGACUAUGUGUCGCUCAAAGGAGAGGAAAACUGUAGAAAGGCGGGGAAGUUGUAUGUGGAAGGACCUUCCUACAUUUGCCAAGACGGGGAUAUUUUGUUCUACCAUAUUCGGAAGUUGCCUGUUUGUUUUCCAAAGAAGAUUACGAUGAUCACAAGUCUGGUAGUUUCAGCAGCAUUUUUAUGA